Molecule: messenger RNA, 738 nt
Organism: Paracoccidioides brasiliensis Pb18
Product: ESCRT-I subunit protein VPS28
Exons: 3
Coding region: 1-738 (245 amino acids)
Biological process (GO): protein transport to vacuole involved in ubiquitin-dependent protein catabolic process via the multivesicular body sorting pathway
Cellular component (GO): ESCRT I complex
Molecular function (GO): protein-containing complex binding
Source: RefSeq, a predicted model, not a curated record
AUGAAUCAACAGCAAACACAGGAACAGCAACGCCCACUAUCCUAUGCGCCCACCCCUUACAGUUAUACCCCAAAUACGGCGCUGUCUGCUUCAAUUAACCUGGAUGAGGAAGUCAAGCUAUCCUCUACCUCCGCUGAGAGGGACCUCUACGAAUCCUUAGCGGAGAUAUACAGCAUCAUCCUAACACUGGACUGGUUGGAGAAGGCUUAUAUCAAAGAUGCGAUUACGGAAUCUGAAUAUACGGAAACAUGUUCGCGGUUAUUGAAGCAGUACAAAUCUAGCUUGAGUGAUGAGACUGUUGCUAGAGAGUUCGUUGAUUUGGAUACAUUUAAGCAGAAAUGGGGGCUAGAAUGCCCCAGGGCGACAGAGAGACUCAGGAUUGGACUUCCGGUUACCGUCGAGCAACCCUCACACAACGCUGCAUCUGGCACCAACAACGCAAACGCGGGCGCAUCUGGUAGCCUGAUCCUAGCAGCCACAGAGAACUUCAUCACAUUCCUCGAUGCUCUGAAACUGAACAUGGUGUCCAAGGAUGCCCUCCAUCCACUGCUGUCUGAAAUUAUACAGUCUGUCAACAAAGUAACCGAUCAGGACUUUGAAAAUAGAGGGAAAAUAAUUCAGUGGCUCAUUGCUCUCAACCAGAUGAGGGCGACGGAGGAGCUCACUGAGGACCAGGCUAGAGAACUGGCCUUUGAAAUCGAACAGGCCUACCAGGGCUUUAAAGAUACGCUGAAUUGA